UCUUGCUGCCCAGUAGAUCUACGUAAGUCGUUACUUUAGGAGCUUGGCAUCGCGAGUAUUCCCUGGAGAUAGUGUAGCGAGAGUGCAGGUGAGCAUCAAGUGAUUGUUCGAGGAAGGACAUCGCCUGCUUCUUUGUUCGCUGAAUUUUGAAUGGAGUUGGUGGAGGCGAGAGGGAGAACUCGGGAAAUUGCAGACAGUACAUUAUGAGUCCAGUAUUCUGGGCUCGACUAUGGAUAGCGUGCACAUGUUUGUUGGUGGCGUGCUGUGUCGUGCUGGCGGAACGGCGUGACGAAGCAGUGGGUAACUCGGAUGCUUCUGAGCCUAAUUCUCACCCAGCUCAUCAUUACCUAAAUCAAUGGGCAGUGGAGGUGCAGGGAGGGGAGGAAGGUGCGCGCCGAGUGGCAAGGGAAACUGGCUUCACCUAUCUGUCCAAGGUGGGUACGUUGGAUGACUUCCAUACGUUUGCUCACCCGCAUCACCCAGAAGUUCAUCAUGAACAUGCGCACGAGAAGACAUCAGUUCUGCAUGGACAUACUGAGGUGCGGUGGGCCGAACAGCAGAAGGUGUUGAAGCGGUCAAAGCGAAGCACAGCGUCGCAGGAGCAUGCUCCACGUCAUCUCCAUCACCGUCACCACCAACAGCAUCCCGGCAGACGGAGACGGGGCUUGCCGAAGCGUGAUGUCCCGCUGUCGGCGAACGCCACUCUCCACGGGCAACCGUACCAUGACCCUCGCGACCCAAUGUGGAGUCAGAUGUGGUACCAUUUUCGUCGCUAUCAGGAACCUAUGCCAGUGUGGCGCCGUGGCUACACGGGGCGUGGUGUUGUCAUUAGCAUCCUCGACGACGGCAUUGAAUACACGCAUCCUGACUUGAAGAAUCAAUACGAUCCAGAGGCAAGUUACGACUACAACGACAACGAUCCAGACCCUAUGCCACGACCAUCGUAUGAGAACAAGCACGGAACUCGCUGUGCUGGCGAGGCAUCUGCAGGUUUGAAUGACGUCUGUGUGGUUGGUGCAGCAUACAACAGCUCCAUCGGUGGUGUUCGUAUGAUGGACGGCCCAGUGACGGACAUAGUGGAGGGCCACUCGCUGAGCUUUCACCCGCAGCAUAUCGAUAUCUACAGCAGUAGCUGGGGACCGGACGAUGAUGGGCAAACUGUGGAUGGUCCAGCACGCUUAGCACAGGCUGCGUUCAAGCAGGGCACUGAAAAAGGACGUGGAGGCUUAGGGUCCAUCUUUGUCUGGGCAUCUGGCAAUGGCGGAUCGAAAGGUGAUAGUUGUGGUUGUGAUGGCUACACAAACACAAUCUACUCUAUCAGUGUGAGUGCCAUGUCGGAACAUGGUGCAUCACCCUGGUAUUCUGAACAUUGCUCAAGUACUCUGGCCAGUACAUACAGUAGUGGAAAGAAGUCACAGGGAGAAAGGAAAAUUGUGACGGUAGAUUUAAACGAUGGCUGUACGUCAGCCCACACCGGCACAUCUGCCGCUGCACCCAUGGCUGCUGGACUUCUGGCUCUGGUCUUGGAAGCUAAUCCCAAGCUAACAUGGCGUGACGUGCAGCACAUCGUAGUACUCACGUCGCAGCCGCACCCGCCGGACGCCGUCAACUACCAGCCCAACAUCUGGACACGCAACGCGGCGGGUCACACGCACAGUCAUGAGUUUGGCUUUGGUCUCAUGCACACUGCGGCCAUGGUGAACCUAGCCAGACACUGGAGACGUGUACCGGACAUGCGCUCAUGCCUGGAACACACUACGAAUAUUGACCAGACCAAGCCCGGCACGUUCACCAUAGAGGCGAGGGCCUGCCAGGGCACGGCAAACGAGGUGCGCUACGCCGAAAACGUCAUUGCUAUCAUCAGCGUGGGCGGCAGUCGACGUGGUGGACUUAAGUUUGGCCUGACAUCACCGCAGGGCACGUACUCUGAACUGCUACCGUACCGUCGUAAGGACUUUCACACCACGGGAUUUGACAAUUGGCGUUUCCUGACCGUGCGCAGCUGGGGGGAGAAUCCGCACGGCCAGUGGAAGUUCACCGUGGACGCGCAGGCCAACGUCAAAGUCACCAGCAUCCAGCUGGAGAUUCACGGUACGUACGACGCGCCUGCGUUCACCCGCCUACCGGAGAUGUCCGAUUGUCAUACCCAGUGCCAUGACGGCUGUGUGGGCUUGUCCUCCAAGGACUGCCACAGCUGUCAGGAGAUGACCGUGUUCCUGGACGACAACGCGUUUGACUGUGUGCCGUAUGACAGCUGCCCGCCUGGCUUCUACAAGCAGGAGAUCACAUGUCGCAAGUGUGCCAUGAAGAACUGCUGAAGACGAGCAUCUCACCUUCCAGCCACAGGUCCAUAAAUUGUGUAACUCGGUUUUUGCUAAAGUUGCUGCUUUCCGACAUGGCCGUAGAAAUUUAACAAAUGAUGCAAAGCGAACAUUCUACUUGUCUAUUAUUCAGUCUACCCUAGACUAUGCCAGUAAUGCUUACCUACAUUGUUUAAGCACAACUCUGUACAAU
Messenger RNA from Sycon ciliatum, 2514 nucleotides. Its product is annotated as furin-like protease kpc-1. Gene Ontology annotation, biological process: protein processing. Gene Ontology annotation, cellular component: Golgi membrane; trans-Golgi network. Bases 204 to 2318 code for a protein of 704 amino acids. Gene Ontology annotation, molecular function: serine-type endopeptidase activity. NCBI's taxonomy places the organism in Eukaryota, Metazoa, Porifera, Calcarea, Leucosolenida, Sycettidae. The record is from RefSeq and is a predicted model, not a curated record. The transcript is spliced from 13 exons.